Lentinula edodes (shiitake mushroom) is the source of this 492-nucleotide messenger RNA. RefSeq names its product mitochondrial ATP synthase g subunit-domain-containing protein. The transcript has 3 exons. Gene Ontology annotation, biological process: proton motive force-driven ATP synthesis. The record is from RefSeq and is a predicted model, not a curated record. The coding region runs from base 1 to 492 and encodes 163 amino acids. Lineage: Eukaryota; Fungi; Basidiomycota; Agaricomycetes; Agaricales; Omphalotaceae. Gene Ontology annotation, molecular function: proton transmembrane transporter activity.
AUGUUACGGCCUUCAUCUUUUCGUGCUGCUCUUCGCAGCAGAGUUGCACGACCUACUCGUUUUGCAUCCACCGGCUCCAAUCCACAAUUGGAAGCAGCUCAAAAGAAGGCUCAGGAAGUCCUCUCAAGUACACAGCAGACGGCCACCAAAGCUUUAGAGAGCGCGAAGAAACUUGCUGGACCACUGGGGGAGACAGCUGGAAAAUACCUCGCUACGUACAAAGAGCCAGUUUUUUACAACUUCGCUGUUUUCCGAGAAAUUGUUAAACAAGUUUACCGCGCCGAAGGCCUUUCACCCCCAUCAUCCGUUGACGCAGUCCAGUCGGCAUACAGAACCAUAUGGACGAAUGCCACAUCAAAGGUAUUCUGGCAGAAAGCGAUUAAUAACGGAGAAAUUGCGAGACUGGGAGUCUAUGCUGUGGAGGCAUAUGGGAUCUUCAAGAUAGGCGAAAUGGUUGGGAGAAGGAGUAUUGUUGGUUACAAGCUUGAAUAG